This is a messenger RNA of Lottia gigantea (owl limpet), 1104 nucleotides long. RefSeq lists its product as hypothetical. Lineage: Eukaryota; Metazoa; Mollusca; Gastropoda; Lottiidae. The transcript has 7 exons. The annotation marks the transcript as partial. Gene Ontology annotation, biological process: intracellular signal transduction; protein phosphorylation; negative regulation of glycogen biosynthetic process. Gene Ontology annotation, molecular function: ATP binding; protein serine/threonine kinase activity. The record is from RefSeq and is a predicted model, not a curated record. Gene Ontology annotation, cellular component: cytosol; nucleus; cytoplasm.
UUUCAGAUAAAAAGAGUAGAGCUAGGAGAUGGAAGCAGUAUGUUUUGUAUGUGGAUAUCUAGAGACCCUCAUGAACCUGGUGAAGGAGGUAGAUCCUGUGCCAGCCUGACUUUAGCUUCCAGUUUUAACAGCACUAUAGACCAGUCUUUAGCUAGCCUUAGUUUGGGUGAGGUAAGGACUCUUGAGAAAUCCAAUGAAAAUACCAAGAAGUCUGUAGAGCCAGAGUAUGAUCCUGACCAAGGUCCUUACAAUCAGCAUUAUCAAACUCUUACCUCCAUUGGGAAAGGUGCUUUCGGUUUCGUCAAGUUAGGCAGACAUCGCUCUGAUGGCAAAGAGGUGGUAGUCAAGUUUAUCCAGAAGAAGAAAGUAAACAAACAAAGUUGGGUGGUUGAUAAACAACAUGGCCGAACCCCAUUAGAAGUGAAUUUAUUACGAAAACUUGAUCAUCCUAAUAUUGUUAAGGUUGUAGACGUGUUUGAAAAUGAUUUAUUUGUACAAAUGGUGAUGGAGAAGCAUGGCCUAGGCAUGGAUCUGUUUGAAUUUAUCGAUCGCUGUCCUAGGAUGGACGAAGCCUUAGCGAGCUACAUCUUCAGACAGAUGGUAGCUGGUAUAUCUUACCUACACAGCAAAAAUAUUCUACAUAGAGACGUUAAAGAUGAAAAUAUAAUCUUAGACGAACGAUUCCACAUCAAACUCAUAGACUUUGGCGCCGCCGCCUACAUGGAACCAGGCAAACUCUUUGGAACUUUCUGUGGAACUUUGGAAUACUGCAGUCCAGAAGUAAUCAGUGGAAAUAAAUAUAGGGGACCAGAACUAGAAAUUUGGUCUAUGGGAGUAACUCUCUACACCUUAGUUUUUGGAGAGAAUCCAUUUUUUGAUGUGGAUGAGACCAUAGCUGGUAUUCUUAACCCACCUUGCCAACAGUCUAAUGCUCUGAUGUUUUUGAUUUCGUGGAUGCUGCACACGGACCCUCGUUGUCGAGCAACUAUUAAUGACCUUGAAGAGAACGCAUGGGUCAAUCAAGAAAUUGAUGUAAACAACUAUAUUUGGGAAGAGGUCCUGCCUAAUUGUGGUAAGUAUUUUACUUGGAUUGAAACUGGUUAG